AUGCAGCCCAGUUGUGUACCCUACAGCAAGUAUCACUACAAGCAUCUACAAGCAAAUCACGCAAUUUCGGCAAAUUUUCAGGCGUCACAGAUCGUCAAGACCAGAUCUUUCCGCGGAGCGUCGACGGCCAAGUGGGGUAGCUGUGGUGAGUUCACCUGUGCCGAGACCUACGUGAGUUCGCGACCUUGCCAGUGCAACAGCCUUUGCAAAGACUACCAGAACUGCUGCUCGGACUACCAGGCAGUCUGUGUCUCUCCGCCGGCACCUGCUAUUCAAGAUCCGGCUCCCUCACCGCCACCGGCAUCGGCGACGCCAGCUCUGCCAGACACGAGUGGGCAGCCCAUCCCCGUUGCAGCUGCACCAGCGGAAGCGACACCACCGGCUCCAGCGAACGUUUAUUCCGUGAAUGUGACAGCCCUGCCCUGGACAUGGAAGGAUGGAUCUCUGAAUUCUCCCAGUUCCUCGCCUCUGUUCACUUUCUACAUGUACCGGGCAGUGUCAGAUGAAGUGUACCCGCCGUUGAACACCAAUGUCGCCAGCCUGCCAGGCGUCCUGUGGUAUCUCCACCAUGAGGUCGUCAUUCAAGCACCUCGCAAGUUCCAAAUCUCGCGCAUUCUGCGCUACAAGGUGCAGAUGCGUGCAACUGCACCGCUUCUUCGGCUUGGAAUGCACUUCGGAGUGCGUUUGGCCUAUGACAAGGGGCAGGCCACAGGCCCUUUUGUUUGUGGUCGCACGAAUAUCACGAACAAGGACGGAACAACAGAAGGUUACAUUCCAAAGUUCUGUGGUGAUGGGGCAGCAUUCAAGGAUCAGUAUCUCGCGGAUCUCAAGCCGUACAAGAACGAGUACGAAUAUGCCGCCUAUGGAUACAACGUUGGCUGCAACAAUCUGGGUGAGUAUCCCUUCCCCAUGCACCAGGUGUACUACCCCAACGCGAUCUGGUACACCAUGCCAGGUGCUUGUCCGAACGAUCUGUACUACAACAAGGACAACUCCUGUCAGGCUAGCCAGCCAGGAGGCUAUUGCCCAGGCGUCGAGCCGAAUGGCAAUGGCACUUGUACGUGGAACUACGAGGAAGCCGGUGAGAUCAGCCUCGAUGAGCUAGUGGGCAUCAAGGACUAUGCCUCUUGGAGGCACGGCCACAGGGAGUAUGAUCCGGAAGCCGAUGAAGGCAUCAAGUUCAGUUGGUGGAACGGAAUUAACAGUACCGCUGCCAACGAGGAGCGCGUCCGACAGGCUGCCGAGCUGUUUGACAGAAGGUAUCCACACUUGCCGACAGUUGCCGAGCUUGCCAAUCCCCCAUGCGACUUUGAUUUCGGGUCCUUCUACAAGGAGUGGUACCGCAAGGACGGCUACGUUGGACCGUGCGGACCUCCCAACGCAAACUGCAAAGGUGGCAUUGGCUGGAUUCGCCAUGAAGGCCUUUUGCAGCAUCCGAAGUGGUACGUCCCCCUCACCGCUUCGGCCAGCGAUGAUGAAAUCCAGCGCCUGCUGUACCAGCUAGGCUUUCCGUCGCGAUCCUGGGCCCGGGAGGUCGGCUGGGCACCUCAGCCCACGGCCGUUCAGGCCGUACGCUUCUUCGGCGUCAAGGCACGGCACCGAGGCUGCGUCUACGUCCCGCGGAAGGUGGCACGCAACACCCUUGGCAAGGCGAGACGGAACCAUUCAGACGAGACGCUGUUGUUGCCACCGUUUGUGUCUGCAACGGAGCUGCGCAUCCUCUUCAGGUUGGACUAUUCCAACACAAUGCGCAUGCUGGGAGUUCGUUCGAUGGACAAGAAAUAUUACUGGAAGGACUUGGAGGGCCGUGAGUUCGAGUCAACCUCCAAGCGUAAGGUCUUGGUUCCGUUUGACAUGGCGGCCACUCCUUUGCGGGCUUUUGGAUACUUGCCCAAACUUGUGGACGUGGAGCCGGACUGGGAUGGCACGAGUGGGACCGCAAAGGCGGUGCCUGUGGUAGCUGUGUUGGGACACAUCAAUCACGGCAAGACCACGCUUCUUGACGCUAUCUGUGGCACGAAUGUGGCCGAGAACGAGCCGGGCAGAAUAACACAGGAUGUGAGGGCAAUGACUGGCUUCGUGGAGGAGGCAGCCUUGGAGUUGGACACAGUGAAAGGCCGGCGAGCAGGACUUGAGCUGCAGGCAUGA
Molecule: messenger RNA, 2148 nt
Organism: Symbiodinium sp. CCMP2456
Lineage: Eukaryota; Dinophyceae; Suessiales; Symbiodiniaceae
Source: the annotation of a GenBank genome assembly